Messenger RNA from Haemonchus placei, 1188 nucleotides. NCBI's taxonomy places the organism in Eukaryota, Metazoa, Nematoda, Chromadorea, Rhabditida, Trichostrongylidae. The record is from the annotation of a GenBank genome assembly.
AGUUAUAGCUUAUCAAACUUCGCGUAUUUAAAGGGCGAAAGGGGCCUUGCUGCUGCUGGAGCCUGUCUAUGCUGUGUUGCUGUUCUAGCAUACUGCGUGUCAGCUAGCCAUUCGAUAGUUUUAAUGUCCGCUAUGUGGAUUUCAAUAUUUGCCCUCUGCUCAUUACUUUCUGCGCUGUAUUCAAUGACAAUCACACAUAAGCCUAUGGACAAGUUUAGUUACGGUCUAGCGAGAGUACCUGUUUUGGCAGUAUUCAGCACCACUGUGCUUGCCCAGUUGUUCUCUAUAUUCCUAUCGAAGGAAUCUUUCGAACAUCUACUGUCUCCUGAGCACCAAGGGACACACGACGCGUCGGCUGCACAUGAACAUGAGCUAGAAGUUGUCGGCAGUUGGCCUUAUUUUGUUGGAGCUAUUGCAACAUCAAUAGCUCUGGUGCUUUCUGCUUAUGCUUUGAAGAACCAACCAUUUCAGCACGUUUUAACAGCAUCGAGUAGCUCCAGCUUACAGGAGCACGCCGCGGAUAUAUGUCACGCUGUUUGUCGCGUUAUCCCCGGCCUCUCACGUCUCCUAUUGCCGCGAAUUAACUCAAUGGUACUGCUAGCUGCAGUUACAACCACAAUGCUAGUACUCUGUGAACAUUUCAGGCAUGAUUUUGCUUGGGCAGAUCCGGUCUGUUGUCUUUUAUUGUCAGUAGCAGUAUUUUCAACGAUGUGGCCCUUAUCCACAUAUACGGGCAUGAUUUUACUGCAAACUGCUCCGCCUCAUCUUCUUAACCAAAUUGAUAGAUGUAUUUCCGAAGCGUCGACCAUUGAUGGUGUUUUGGAAAUUCGUUCACGUCACUUCUGGCAACUAGACUUUGCGCAGCUGGUUGGAACUGUGGAUGUGCGAGUUAGAAGGGACGCAGAUGAACAGAACGUAUUAACUCUUGUCACUGAUAAGAUGUCAUCUGUUGUUAGUAUGCUCACGGUUCAGAUUGUUAAAGAUGCUGCCUGGCACACUGUUGAGGAAAUGAAUCCGGGUUCUGGACAUACACAUGAUAACGUAAACGUUCAUGGUGACGGUCAUGGUCAUUCUCAUGGCACUGCAGCAGGUUACGGAAAUCCAUCAAACGUGCAGCAGGGGUACGGCAACCCUCCAGCGUAUAGCUUUUCUCAUGGCAAUAAUCAUGACGGUGUGACCUACCAUUAA